CACCACUGCUAUACGCAUGCGUGAAACUUAGGUAAAUGGUUAACCUUUCAUUUAUUUUUUUCAUGGAUUUGACAUUAUUUAAUUUGACUUCGACAAAUACGCCGACCGCCGAGGACGCGUGGCGAUCAUAGAUGCGAACUAUUCGCUUUAACUUAGCGUGACUAGUUGAAGACGGAAGCGACGUGCGGUGAACGCUCUGAGUGCCCGUCCGGUUGGAUGUUCUGUCGCGAGCUCAGCAGUACCUACCCUCACGCGCCGAGCCAGCCCAGUUUUGUCAGCGCGCGGUGGUGUAGUGGAAGAUGGCGCUAGCCGAAUGGAAAUCCUAAUGACAGUCUCCAAAUUUGCCUCUUUUUGUACCAUGGGCGCCAAUGCCUCUGCUCUGGAGAAAGAGAUUGGAUCUGAGCAGUUUCCGGUCAAUGAGCACUACUUUGGCCUUGUCAAUUUUGGGAACACCUGUUAUUGCAACUCGGUGCUGCAGGCUCUGUAUUUUUGUCGGCCUUUCCGGGAGAAGAUUUUGGCGUAUCGCAGUCAGCCUCGGCGAAAGGAGAACCUUCUCACCUGUUUGGCUGACCUGUUCCAUAGUAUUGCCAACCAGAAGAGAAAAGUGGGCGUCAUACCACCCAAAAAGUUCAUCACACGGCUACGCAAGGAGAAUGAACUGUUUGACAACUACAUGCAACAGGAUGCCCACGAGUUCCUAAACUAUCUACUCAACACCAUUGCUGAUCUGCUUCAGGAAGAGAGGAAGCAGGAAAAGACCAAUGGCCGCCUUGCCAACGGCACCUUGGACUCUCAGAACAACAACAGUAAUGCCACACCUGCUCCCACUUGGGUCCACGAGAUCUUCCAAGGCACUCUGACCAAUGAGACACGCUGCCUAACCUGUGAAACAAUAAGCAGCAAAGAUGAAGACUUUCUGGACCUUUCCGUGGAUGUAGAACAGAAUACCUCCAUCACCCACUGUCUCAGAGGUUUCAGUAACACAGAGACACUGUGCAGUGAGUAUAAAUACUACUGUGAAGAAUGUAGAAGCAAGCAGGAGGCACACAAGAGAAUGCGUGUGAAGAAGCUGCCAAUGAUUCUGGCGCUGCACCUGAAGCGCUUUAAGUACAUGGAGCAGCUGCAGCGUUACACCAAGCUGUCCUAUCGUGUUGUCUUCCCCCUGGAGCUCCGCCUCUUCAACACUUCUGGGGACGCCACCAAUCCUGAGAGGCUUUACGACCUGGUUGCUGUGGUGGUGCACUGUGGGAGUGGUCCGAACAGGGGGCACUACAUCGCCAUCGUGAAAAGUCAUGAUUUCUGGUUGCUGUUUGAUGAUGAUAUUGUGGAGAAAAUUGAUGCACAGGCCAUAGAAGAAUUUUACGGCCUUACUUCUGAAAUCUCCAAGAACUCUGAGUCAGGCUACAUCCUCUUCUAUCAGUCCAGAGACUAAAUGAGGAGGCUUCGCCACAGACAGCAGAACGAUAAUAAAAAGCUCUGUUCCCUCUAUGAGGAACAGGGGACCAUAAACACACCUCAGCUGUCCGCAUGGUGUCAUACCUGCCCGCACAGCUGUAACUCCUACCUGUGCUUAUACGCACUCGACAUACCAGCUGCCCUCCCCCCCCGGCCUCCAUGUACCCCCCCUCUUCCCCCUCCAAUCCUACUCACUCUGGCUGGACACUGCUGCUGCAGAGACAAUGAGACAAUAAUGAAUGACAACUGUGUCAAGAUUGUUUUCUAAAAGACGUUGAAUGAGGGUUGUACAGAUGUUGGUUAGUUGUAUGAGUGGCGUAUUUGUUUUUUGCCUUGGGUUCGGGGUUGAAUGGGUAUUUAAUAAUUCAUAUGAUGUAAUAUAGGCUCAGUGUCCUCACCCCCUACACACUUGCUACUGUGCACUGGGAUUUAUAGGAGGAGAUCAUGUUCUUGAUCAUAGCGAGUAGUGUGGAUGGGUGGGUGGGGGUGAGGAGCCCACUUAUGGGCUACACUGAGUUGUGUAUUUCUACAGUGUACAGAAUGGUAUUUGUAUAAAUAUAACAAGAAGAUAAUAUUAUCAUUGGAAAAUGUCAGACCUUGAGAACAUGUAUUAACACUAUGGUGCACUUUUGAUACCGUUUUGUAGGUGUUAGCAAGUUUAAUGUGAGGGUUUGCUUAAAGGCCUGUUGUGAACUGAUCAUUUUCUGUUUUAAAGAAAAAGAAAUAAAGCCAGUAAAAUCGA
This is a messenger RNA of Betta splendens (Siamese fighting fish), 2197 nucleotides long. RefSeq names its product ubiquitin specific peptidase 12a (gene usp12a). Gene Ontology annotation, biological process: protein deubiquitination. Lineage: Eukaryota; Metazoa; Chordata; Actinopteri; Anabantiformes; Osphronemidae. The coding region runs from base 314 to 1432 and encodes 372 amino acids. Gene Ontology annotation, cellular component: nucleus; cytosol. The transcript has 9 exons. Gene Ontology annotation, molecular function: cysteine-type endopeptidase activity; cysteine-type deubiquitinase activity. The record is from RefSeq and is a predicted model, not a curated record.